Actinia tenebrosa (Australian red waratah sea anemone) is the source of this 813-nucleotide messenger RNA. RefSeq names its product ATP-dependent RNA helicase DDX55. The record is from RefSeq and is a predicted model, not a curated record. NCBI's taxonomy places the organism in Eukaryota, Metazoa, Cnidaria, Anthozoa, Actiniaria, Actiniidae. Gene Ontology annotation, molecular function: nucleic acid binding; ATP binding.
UAUCGAGUAUUGCGCACCAAGAUGGCGGCCACGUGGAGGGAUUGUAAACCAAGUCUUUGCGCUUUGACACUGAAAUCUGUCGAGAAACUUGGUUUUACUUCCAUGACUCCCGUACAGGCUGCAGCUAUUCCUUUAUUCAUGUCCAAUAAAGAUGUUGCUGUAGAGGCUGUGACAGGUUCAGGAAAGACUCUUGCUUUUGUGAUUCCAAUUAUAGAAAUGUUGAUGAGAAGGGAAGAGAAGUUAAAGAAGCAUGAUAUUGGAGCACUUAUCAUUACACCAACGAGAGAACUUGCAAAACAAAUUGAAGAAGUUCUCAGUAAUUUUACUGAAGGAAAUACGCCAAAACUGAGACAAAUGCUUUUUAUUGGUGGAGCAGAAACAUCAACUGAUAUAAAGAACUUCAAAGACAAUGGUGGUAACAUCAUAGUUGGAACACCAGGAAGACUGGAGGAUCUUUUAACAAGACAGCACCAGCAUGGGAUAGACUUAGGAGCACAUUUAAAAUCCUUAGAAGUUCUUGUUCUUGAUGAAGCUGAUCGUCUUCUUGACUUGGGUUUUGAAUCCAGUAUCAAUUCUAUCUUAGGAUUUCUUCCAAAACAAAGACGAACGGGAUUGUUCUCCGCAACUCAGACAAAUGAGGUGGAAGCCUUGGUAAGAGCAGGGCUCAGAAACCCAGUAAGGGUAACCGUUACAGAGAAACAGACCAAAAAGAAGACUUCUCAAAGAACCCCAUCAUCCCUAAACAACUUUUACUUGAUCUGUGAAAGUGAAGAAAAGUUUUCUCAGCUAAUUGGCUUCCUUAGAGCAAGAAAG